AUGUUUAGUAUGAUACUCAAAGUAGGCUGGCACUUCAUGUUUUCCAAAUUUUUAGAUUUCUUCGAUACGGUGUUUUUUGUCCUUCGAAAAAAACAGUCGCAAGUUUCGUUUCUUCAUGUUUACCACCAUGCAAAUAUGGCUUUGGUCGUGUGGGCUUACAUAAAGUAUUCGAGAGGCUCAUACGGACCUCUGGUUACGAUAUUAAAUACAUUUAUUCAUGCUGUUAUGUAUGGUUACUAUCUACUCGCUGCACUUGGACCUCAAGUUCAGAAAAAUCUAUGGUGGAAACAGCAUUUGACGAGAAUUCAGUUGGCUCAAUUUAUUAUUGUCAUGUCGUACCUACUGGGACUACUUAUCUUCAACUGUGAACUCUCCAAAGCUGAGGCAACUUUUAUGUUCCUCGAUUGUUCGUCAUUCUUUUUCCUGUUCCUCAAUUUUUACCGCAAAGCUUACCUUAAAUCUGCCAAAAAUAUUGCAACGCCGUCCCCACCUGUACAUGUUCAGCCACUUGACGAAAAUAAAAUGAAAUGA
This is a messenger RNA of Bemisia tabaci, 531 nucleotides long. NCBI's taxonomy places the organism in Eukaryota, Metazoa, Arthropoda, Insecta, Hemiptera, Aleyrodidae. The record is from RefSeq and is a predicted model, not a curated record.